Messenger RNA from Trichosurus vulpecula (common brushtail), 1447 nucleotides. It is a transcript of the gene COQ4, whose product is annotated as coenzyme Q4. The record is from RefSeq and is a predicted model, not a curated record. Gene Ontology annotation, biological process: ubiquinone biosynthetic process. The coding region runs from base 117 to 944 and encodes 275 amino acids. The transcript has 7 exons. Gene Ontology annotation, cellular component: mitochondrion; mitochondrial inner membrane. NCBI's taxonomy places the organism in Eukaryota, Metazoa, Chordata, Mammalia, Diprotodontia, Phalangeridae.
CUGUCCCGAAGAGAAACAUGACUUAGGCCGAGAAUAGGACUGGUUCAAUUUGGAGAUAACAAGAGCCAUUGGCAACGGAGAUUGCACCUCCUCUCCAGGUUUACGGGGCUGGUGCCAUGGCGACGCCGCUUCGCCUGCCUCGGCUCCUGGGCCUACUACCUCGAUUCCGGCUCGGCUCCCGUCGCCCCGUUUCGGACUCGGCGGCUCUCCCCGGCGGCCGCAGUACGGGCCUGGGCCUGCUCUACCCAGGCCACAUACCCACCAGCCCACUACAGAAGGCGCUGCUGGCGGCCGGAGCCGCCUGCAUGGCGCUCUAUGACCCCUACCGCCACGACAUGGUUGCUGUUCUGGGUGAGACCACAGGACACCAAGCUCUGCGGGCACUCAGGGACCGGAUGAGGAGGGACCCCGAGGGUACCCAGAUCCUGCAGGAACGGCCUCGAAUCCAGCUCUCUACCCUGGACUUGAACAAACUCCGGACCCUACCAGAGGGCUCCUUUGGUUGGGAGUAUGCCCACUUUCUUGAUGUUAAUAGGGUAUCCCCAGAUACACGAGCGCCCACCCGCUUUGUGGAUGAUGAGGAACUUGCUUAUGUGAUCCAGCGUUACCGUGAGGUUCAUGACCUACUCCACACCCUUUUGGGAAUGCCCACCAACAUGCUUGGAGAAGUUGUAGUUAAGUGGUUCGAAGCCAUCCAAACACGCCUGCCCAUGUGUGUCUUAGGAGCUGCCUUUGGACCCAUCCGACUCAGUGCCAAGAAGCUGAAGGUGUUGAUGUCAGAGCUGAUUCCCUGGGCGGUUCAGAAUGGCCGAAACUCCCGGUGUGUCCUCAACCUCUACUACGAACAACGGUGGGAGCAACCCAUAGAAGCCCUCCGGGAGGAGCUAGGCAUCACUCCACCCCCUACUGUACGGCCAGGCCAUACUCUGUCCCCGAAGCUCUGAUCCAACAGGUUCAUGCCAACCCUGUGCCGCUGGGCUGCCCUGCCCAGGAUCUCUGCGCUCUGUACCCAAGGACACCUAGCCCCAGAUAAGGGGAUGAAGUGAGUUCAAAAAGCGGACCUAAAGGGAUAUGUGUAUACGUCUUAUUUCCCCAAAGAGAUAUGGGAAUAAAAGGAAUCUACUUACCGUUCAGAAGAGAUCCACCACUGCCGUGUAAGUGGAACUGGAUGGGCUCAAUACAGAGAAUCCUGUUGAUUUAUCAGGAAUCCCUGGCUCUGUGAAUUUAUUUAAUUUACUCUCCAGUCACCCUGCUCUCCCCUGAAAGAAUUCCUUCUACCUCAUCUUCUCCCAUUAUUUCACCCUUUUUUCUACUUUUCCCUCCAAGUUCAAGAAUCUUUUUGGGUGGUUUGGACAGAAUGCCAGGAUGUCAGCUUUUUGGAUUCAGAAGGGGUGUAAGGAGGGAUGUUGGUUCCAUAAUCUGAAUAAAGCCCUCUUUUGGACCCGGA